Molecule: messenger RNA, 432 nt
Organism: Geodia barretti
Lineage: Eukaryota; Metazoa; Porifera; Demospongiae; Tetractinellida; Geodiidae
Source: the annotation of a GenBank genome assembly
UUGAGCAGCGAACUUAGCCUUAGCGUGGUUGACCAGUCGCCUGUGCGUAAGGGCGGGACGGCGCGUGAUGCGCUGACGGAGACGAUCGAGCUUGCGCGCGCCGUGGAGCGGCUAGGCUAUCAGCGUUUCUGGGUGGCGGAGCAUCAUAACCUUGCGAAUUUCGCAGGGACCAGCCCGGAGAUUCUUAUCGGGCAGAUUGCGGCGAACACGCAGAGCAUUCGCGUGGGCAGCGGCGGGGUGAUGCUGCCGCAUUACAGCGCGUUCAAGGUUGCUGAGGUGUUCCGCAUGCUGGAGACGCUGUUUCCGGGCAGGAUAGACCUGGGCAUCGGGCGCGCGCCGGGGAGCGACCAGAUUACCGCGGCUGCGCUGUCGUAUCCGCGUCCUCAGCUGGAUGUGCGGCACUAUCCCCAUAGUCGUGCGCGACAUGCUUAA